AUGACCGUCGGGGACGUCUUGUCAAGAACGCGACUAAAUGUGAGUUAUGCCGUAGAUGGCCUUGCAGAUACUACGAAAACCGCUCCCGCGAAGAUAAAGCCACAAAGCAUAUUGGCGGAGAAUGAUGGGAGCGUCGCAAACUCUGCUCGUCGCUAUCAGGAACAGGUUGCAAAUAUCUCCAGCCCAUUGUCUCUAGGUGGCCCCGAGGAAAUUGCUUAUCCUAGAAGCACCGAGAAAUCAAUUUUCAACACACCGCUCGGUGCUGAUUACAACCUCCACUACAACUUCAGCCCGUCAUUAUCAGAAAUUCUUCUCGAGGGCGACUUUACUAGGCAACAUUUUUCGCCCUUGAGUGAGCAAUAUUCAAACCUCGAGACUCAGCUAGGAACUUCACUUAGUCCGCGAGAUGUCGAUCGUAAUAGAGAAGCGGAUCAAACAAGACGAUUAGCAUCGGAGACAAAUCUGGUAUUUGCAGGACCUCCCCUACUUCAGACGUCUGAAUCCAAAAUGUACACCUUGACAGUUCCGGGCAAACUUGUGAGACAAUUGGUCGAUAUCUUCUUCGACCGUGUGAGCGGCUUCGUACCGAUAUUUCAUCGACCUCAAUUCUAUGCUCGGUACUUCCACAGGAGACGGGAAGACGCGAUCGGGCAACUCUUAUCUCUUGAAACUGCUCUCAUUAUGAACAGCAUUAUGUCUCUAGCAGCUCGCUUUUCAAAUGCGGCCAGCUUUGCUAAUAUUGCGCCGCCUUGCCGUGGCGAACAGUUUGCUAAAGAAGCUCAGUCUAUCUAUGCAGAUGCAACUCGGCUUCAGGGAGACGGGUUCUCUCCUAACUUACAGUACUUGCAAGGUUGCAUCCUCCUGUCCUUCUACCACAACACAAAUUCCUCCAACUCAUUCGGGUGGACACUCACAGGCGUUUGUAUUCGACUGGCGUACGAUUUGGGAAUCGAUAUUAUCGACGAGGAUAUCUGCGAACAGCCUAACUCGUUCGAAAAUCAGUGGACAUCGCCAGAAGAAUGGGUCACCCGAGAAGAACUCCGACGCGUUUGGUGGUCAGUCUGGGAACUUGACACUUUUGCAUCCACCGUGGCCCAGCGACCGUACACGAUUGAUCGAAAUAAAAUGCAUGUCCUGCUUCCGUGCUCUGAUGAGCGAUGGUUCAAUGAGCAACCGAUCGCAUCCGCACCAAUGGGUCCUACUCCAGCAACCGCAUGGAAGAGCCUGCAGGGUUCGCCGAACCAAGAUGAAAGAGCUUGGUUUCUCGUUGCCAACUUCCUGAUGGCAUUGGCAUACGAUCUGAAAGCACAGAGAAUAGUUUCUCCGCAAGCCAGGGCCGAGAUACGGAGUGCUCUCACUUGCUUCAGCUUGAACUUGCCGAGCCAAUUCCGACUGAAUCCGAACAUCUUUGUUUUCAACGACCUGACAUUCGCGAGGAGCAACUGGAUCAUAACUACGAACAUCAUUCUGCAAAGUGCACGCACCUACGAAGCUCUCACGAUUUCUUCAUACGAAGACACCGCACGGUCGCCGUCAGCCUCACCGACCAGCGUGACGGCUAGCGGAGAAGAACAUCGAGCCACCUCCCAAAAAUGCGUCCGGCAUGCACAUGAAGUUGUUAGGGCGAUAAAGGCUUGGUCACCGGAUUACAUUGCUUACUCAUCGCCGUUCAUUGUCUGCUCGUUGGUUGGGCCCGCAGCUAUGCAUAUUUUGCAGGCCAACUCCGAGGGCUCUACUGCUCUUAGCAGCCUGAACCGCGAUGUUGUCUACCUUGGAAUUGCACAGUUCGCCAGACACUGGGGUAUUGGGUCGAUUAUGCUAGACCUCACUCAGGCUUUGAACAAGCUGAUCGGAGUUGACUCAACAUCAUUGACCGCUCGGGAACAGGAGUUGGCAAUCCGAUAUGCUCAAAUUGCACCGAGCAUCAGGGGCAAACCUCGCUCAGCGUGCUUGCCGCCUUGUUCGACUGUGUAG
Molecule: messenger RNA, 1974 nt
Organism: Cladophialophora bantiana CBS 173.52
Lineage: Eukaryota; Fungi; Ascomycota; Eurotiomycetes; Chaetothyriales; Herpotrichiellaceae
Exons: 4
Coding region: 1-1974 (657 amino acids)
Biological process (GO): DNA-templated transcription
Cellular component (GO): nucleus
Molecular function (GO): zinc ion binding; DNA binding
Source: RefSeq, a predicted model, not a curated record